ACCGGAAAAAAACUUUACUGUUGCAGAUAGAGUCACACUGUAUUUGGAACUUAUUGGAACAUAUAAGGAUAUAGGUGAUACGCAGGGUGUGUAUGAGAGUGAGCGGUUAUUACAAUUUGCUAUGGAGGAAUUCAACAAUACUACAGAGGAGGGCCGUUUAGUAAUUGCACAUGCUGAAUUUAUGUUACAAAACGACAACGUCAACAAAGCUAUUGAGUUGUUGUCAGCGAUACAGCCUGGACAAUCUUAUUUUAUACAGGCCAAAACUAACUUGGCAAAUAUUCAUCUUCACAACCGGAAGGAUCGCGUAGCCUUUGCAAAAUGUUUUAACCAACUAGUUGAGUCAUGUCCAGAGCCUCAGAGCUAUUUGAUAUUGGGAAAAGCAUAUAUGUCAAUACAAGAACCGGUUUUGGCUGUCAACGCCUACCAGAAGGCAUACGAGAUGAACCCACAGGAUUCGAAUUUAGCUAAUAAAUUGGGACGUGUUUAUAUAAAAUCUCAUCAAUAUACAAAGGCUAUAGCAUUUUACCAGCAUGCCAUUCAAAUACACCCUAAUAUGAGUUUGGACUUAGCAGAACUUUUUCUAAAAUUAAAACAAUAUAAGGAUGCCUGCGACAUAUUAGAAGAACCGGAAAAUUCAAUUAAAAUGGACUCCUUGGAUGCAGAAGAGAUCCAGCUCAGAACAAAAAAACUUUUGCUAUUGGCACGUGUCCAUGAAAAGGCCGGCCAUGAUGACCUUGCAUUUGAGACGUUAUCAAAAGCAAAAGAAAAUCAAUACAUACUUCAAAAGCGAAAUUCCGUUCACCAAGCUGGAAGAGGAAAUGACAGAGAUAAAAUGAUGUCAAAGAUUUGUUUGCUGAUGGCACAGCAUUGCACCAAGAUUAGCAAUAUAGAGCAAGCUCUGAUCCACCUAAGGAAUGUUUGAAGUACGAUCCCAAUGAUAUUAAUGUAUUGAUAUCGCUCAGUCGGAUCUACAUGCAAAUGAAUUCCACAGAUUUAUGUCGCGACAUUUGCUUAAAAAUUUUACAAAUCGAUUGUAACAAUGAGGCUGCGUCCGUAUUAAUGGCUGAUCUAUCAUUUCGCAAGAUGGACUUCGAAAAUGCUGCAUACCACUUCUCACAGCUAUUGCUCUCACAGCCUUGCUACUGGACAGCCUUAGCAAGAUUGAUUGAAGUAAUGAGACGGUCUGGAUCUUUAAAUCACGCUAUUUUAUUUCUGCAAAAGCCGAACAAGCAACAGCAUUUCCCGGGACAUGUCCCGGAUUAAACUAUUGCCGUGGACUUUACGAAUGGUAUAAUGGGAAUCCAAAUGGGGCAUUACGAAGUUUUAACGUUUCUAGAAGAGAUAAUGAAUGGGGUCCGCAAGCUAUAUAUAAUAUGAUUGAAAUAUGUAUUAAUCCUGAUGGCGACAUACCUAAUGGAAAUGAUUGCUUGGAAUCUGAAGAAAAUGGAGAAAUGAGUGAUGCGCGGGCCAUUGCAUUAAAAACAGCAGAACGUUUAUUAAAAGAGCUGAGACCCCGCCCGACUGUUAUGAACAACGAAGCAAUUAAUCAUCGAUUACUAAAAAAUUUCUAAAACUGGCUUCUAAACAAAAGUUUCAAAUUGAAUCUGCACUACAAGACUUUCUUGAAUUGUCUAAUAGAGAAGAUCUUCAAGGAAGCG
Molecule: messenger RNA, 1661 nt
Organism: Musca domestica (house fly)
Lineage: Eukaryota; Metazoa; Arthropoda; Insecta; Diptera; Muscidae
Product: tetratricopeptide repeat protein 21B-like
Exons: 6
Coding region: 122-925 (267 amino acids)
Biological process (GO): intraciliary retrograde transport; protein localization to cilium
Cellular component (GO): intraciliary transport particle A
Molecular function (GO): protein binding
Source: RefSeq, a predicted model, not a curated record